This is a messenger RNA of Acanthaster planci (crown-of-thorns starfish), 2636 nucleotides long. RefSeq names its product leucine rich repeat containing 43 (gene lrrc43). Gene Ontology annotation, cellular component: cytoplasm. The record is from RefSeq and is a predicted model, not a curated record. Lineage: Eukaryota; Metazoa; Echinodermata; Asteroidea; Valvatida; Acanthasteridae. Gene Ontology annotation, molecular function: protein binding.
UCCAUGGCGAGUUCGUUUGUAGAACCAUGACAACGAAUCUAAAGUCUACUCCUUGAAGACCCUCCGAAAAUUAUGGAGAUUCUGCUCUUUUUGUCGUUGACAGUUCUCGAACAUUGUUUCCACUAACAGGUGUUUGUUCAGAUUGAGCCAGUCAUGCCUGUGGCAGCCGGAAUCGACGCUUCCACUGCGUUCGAGAGGCAGUUAAGAACCCUGUGUCUCAAUGAGUUUCCGUGUGGACAGGGAUCCUGGAGAACAUCAAAUGACAAGAGCCUUCCUGCAUCUAGGUUUCAUGUCACCCUGAAAGACUAUGGAUCCAGUAACGAACAAGAGGAGACUCUGGAGGAGUUGAUAUCUUCCCCCUUCUCCCCUUACAGCGUGGAUUAUAGCUGGAGCUCGGAGGCCAAGCAGCUCAGAGACUUAGCGGUCAAGAGUCCUUGGCUCAUCAACAAGGAGUUCAUCCUUGGCCACUUCAAGUCCCUUCGAAUUGUUGACAAGAAUGUGAGUAAAGUUGACGACGGCCUACUGAGAUUGAGUAACCUGGAGGAACUCACCCUCAGUGUUAACAAACUCAAGACAGUUGAUACGUGCAAUGUACCUAGCUCCCUAAAGGUCUUAGAACUUGUGGCCAAUCAUAUCAGCGAUCUGGAGCCACUAUGCAACAAGCCGCCACCCACUUUACACCACCUGGGCCUGGGUCUGAACAGAAUAUCCGCCCUCCAUGAUUACAUCACGGGAACCUACUGGCCAAGUCUGCUAUCGUUGGACCUGAGCCAUAACGAUCUCUGUGACUUGGUUGAGGUGGUGCAGACCCUGGCUACACUGCCCAAACUCAGGAAUCUGGUUUUGGUCGGCAACCCUCUGGCAUUGAUACCGGGCUAUCGCGGGUUCAUCAUCGACAGUCUCCGCAGCUUGUCCAUCCUUGAUGAUCUUGGCAUCUCAGCCGAUGAAAAACAUCACUUCAAAGGGCUAGCCAGGAAACUUGAAUUCAUUUUGGAUGAAGCAAAGGUGACAGUAAAGAUUGGCAUGGUAACUGGCGUACCAAUGCCACCAGAGCUUCAGGCAACGGAGGAACAGCCCGAAUUUCCCAUCAUAACCCGCACCUACUAUGUGGAGUACAUGUUCCUAGAGGAUUUCAAAGCUAGGGCAUGCUCAGCUCAGCAACGAGAUGCUUCCUUAGCCUUGACAGAGAAGGAGAAUGUGGAUACCGAGAAGGAAGAUGUUCAAGCUCCAGAAAUUGUGGUGGGCAAGCAAGAAGGCAUAACUUCUGAUCAAGUAGAUGGUCCUGUUCCAGAGGGAACCUUCUUCACGCAAACAGACGAGAGCCCCUCCAAGUUGCAGCCUCCCCCAUCAACCACUAAUGGUACAGACCAUUCCCAGUCCCCUCCACCACCCCUCAAGCUGGUGCAAUACCGGACGGAGGGGUUGCAGUGGGCUGAGGAGGGGCUGGAGUUUGCCUGGGAGCACGAGUUGGUGAUUGAUGACUUGCCGGCACUGAAGGAAUUCUUCAAGCGAGGAAUGCUGAUAGCCGUCAAAGAAGAUAAGGUGUUGUCAGUGCCCGCUGAAGAAGGCGAUGAGAAGGCCAGCGAGGCGGGCAAGAAAGCGGGAGGUCAGAAAUCGGCCAAAACAGGCAAAGACAGCAAGAGCGAGAAGGCAGACAAGCCAAAGGAGAAACCAGGUGGAGGCAAAAAGAAGAAGAAGGAGCCUGAGAUUGAGUUGAUCCACUCCCCGCCAGAGGUGACCGUGCUGGGCAUGUACACUGUGGACCUCGGGAGCUUCGUAGACGGAGACUACAGCCUGGAGGAAACAUGCACCUGCCAGGGCGGAGCUCUGGAUGCCGGGGAGGAGGAGGAAGAAGACAAGAAAGAUGAUAGCUUGGAUUCCAAGAAGGACAAGAAGAAGAAAAAGGAAGGUGGAGACAAUGCCAAGGCUAAAAAGGGGAAGGACAGUAAGGAUAAAGACAAGGACAAAGGCAAAAAAACCGGCAAACCAGAUAAGAAGGACUCCAAGAUGAAGCGACCCGAGUCUCAACUCAGUGAUGAAGACGACAGACAGGCUCCACCCCCUCCACUCAAUGUACACAUCCAGGUUGAGCUUCAUCACUGGCUGACUGCUAGAGACUCUAUCCCCAAACCACCUGUGGUCAAACAGCCCGAGGAUGACGGGAAGAGUGAAGCAGGAACACAGGGAUAGAUGAUGGAAGAUGAUUAGAGGAUGGUUGGGGGCGGAGACACAGGCAUUGAUGGGAGGGGCAUGUGAUGAUGGAAGAUGAUUGGAGGACAGUUGGGGGCGGAGACACAGGCAUUGAUGGGAGGGGCAUGUGAUGAUGGAAGAUGAUUGGAGGACAGUUGGGGGCGGAGACACAGGCGUUGAUGGGAGGGUGUGUCAUGAUGGAAGAUAAAUAGAGCAUAGUGGAUACGCGAGUAGAACACAGGGAUGAGGGAAGGUGAUUAUUAGGGGCUGUCCAUAAAGUGUACCCACAAAGGGGGGGAGGUUGGUGACAUUGUGUAUAGCAUGCAUACAGAGGGGUAGGGGAUUCAAGGCAGUGCGUACCGUACGCAAACCCACUUCAGUUUAAACCACGCCCACUGCACAAGGUACACGACCAUCGCAGGUACGUUAGUGUGCGGUCAAUUGUC